Molecule: messenger RNA, 1619 nt
Organism: Pezoporus flaviventris
Lineage: Eukaryota; Metazoa; Chordata; Aves; Psittaciformes; Psittacidae
Gene: PMM1
Product: phosphomannomutase 1
Exons: 8
Coding region: 16-915 (299 amino acids)
Biological process (GO): protein N-linked glycosylation; mannose metabolic process; GDP-mannose biosynthetic process
Cellular component (GO): cytosol
Molecular function (GO): phosphomannomutase activity
Source: RefSeq, a predicted model, not a curated record
CAGUGGGUACGGACGAUGGUCGGUGGAGGGGUCCUCCGUGCCCGCGCAUUGACGCGGGGCUGCCCGGGCGGGCGGUGCGGCCGCCAUCGCCGCCUCAGCGCGGUCCCGCCUCCAGCUGCCGGAGGCCGGGUGGGCGGCGGGAUGGCGGCGGCGGCGAGGGGCCGGGUGCUGUGCCUCUUCGAUGUGGAUGGGACCCUGACACCGGCUCGGCAGAAAAUCGACCCGGAGGUGGACGCGUUCCUGCGGGAGCUGCGGCAGAGGGUGCACAUCGGCGUGGUGGGGGGCUCCGACUACGCCAAGAUAGCCGAGCAGCUGGGGGACGGCGAUGAAGUCAUUGAUAAGUUUGACUACGUCUUUGCAGAGAAUGGUACUGUGCAAUACAAGAAUGGGCAGCUGGUCUCCAAGCAGGCCAUCCAGGACCACUUGGGAGAAGAGCUGUUGCAGGAUCUGAUCAACUUCUGUCUCAACUACAUGGCGCUGCUGAAGCUGCCCAAGAAACGAGGAACCUUUAUUGAGUUUCGCAAUGGGAUGCUGAACAUCUCCCCCAUCGGACGCAGCUGCACCCCAGAGGAGCGAAUCGAGUUCUCCGAGCUGGACAAGAAAGAGCGGAUUCGGGAGAAGUUUGUGGCAGCCUUGCAGAGGGAGUUUGCUGGCAAAGGUCUGCGUUUCUCUCGAGGUGGCAUGAUCAGCUUCGACGUCUUCCCAGAGGGCUGGGACAAGCGCUACUGCCUCAACGUGCUCGAUGAUGAGAGAUUUGACACCAUCCACUUCUUUGGGAAUGAGACAACCCCUGGAGGGAACGACUAUGAGAUCUACGAUGAUCCCCGCACAGUGGGACACAGCGUCCAGAACCCGCAGGACACGGUCCAGCGAUGCCGCGAGAUCUUCUUUCCGGAGAGAGCAAACGAGUGCUGACUGCACAGGUCCUGCAGCCCUGCCCCAUCCCUGCCCUCUCCCCUGCCAGGAAAAGCACCUUCACGUGAGGGAUCUGCUCAGGGUGACAGGAAAUCCCCACUGUGCAGAGCUGGUCGGGCUGUUAAGGCGUGAGCGCAGGUGGGUGCGCAGGAGGGGGCUUUGCUGAGCAGCCCUUUGGCACUCCCGAUCUGUGGCUGGGGCUCCCAGGACCAGACCCUCCUCGCCUCCAGAAAAACUUCUCUCUUGACAGUUUGGGCUGGGUGGGCAGCAAUGUAGAUGCUUUCUUGGUCAGAAAGUGUUGAGAGGGCCAGUCACAAGACCAUCCCCGUGCUCCCUCCCCCCUUCUCUUCUUUUCCCUCUGUUUCCCUUAACACUUCUGCAUGAGGGAGCAUGUGUCUCACCUUUCUCUCCCCUUUGCACCUUGGCUGGGGAGGUUGGGGCUGCUGAGGCCCCAGGCACUCUCCGUGAAGCUGCUCCGAGGCAGGAGGCCAGGAAGGCUGUUUGCUCCAAGUAGGAAGGGGUAGCUGCGACCCCAGCUGGUUGCAGCAUUGGGCAUCCUAACAGAGGGGUCACCAUGUCCUUCCCCUCAAUGCCACACCGUGCCAGUCGCUACAGGUGACCUGGGAAUUACAGUUUUAAAAUGACUGACUGGGCUUCUGCUCUGAGCUUUGCUCAGGCGCAUGAAGAAACUAAUUCUCUCUUUA